AUGACGUUUGACACAAAGCUAACGUGGAAAACUCACAUUGCUAAAAUAGCAGAACGAGUCUCCAAUAGACUGAAUGUACUGAAGCAUCUUGCUGGUAGCGUAUGGGGCUGUGCGCGCUCAGGUCUAAACACCACUUACAAGAUGUUUAUUCAGCCAAUAAUGUUGUAUUGCUGUGAGCCACUCAUUACAGCCACAGAGGUGAAUCUCAAACCCCUCGAGAAGGCACACAACCAAGCAUUACGACUAAUUACUGGAGGGAUAAAAUCAACACCCAUUGAUGCAAUGCUCCUUGUUACAGGAAGCACCACAAUAGGUUCCCUUAUCAAAGAAAAGGCCUUGAUCCUGUAUGAGAAGCUACUGCGCAUUCCCAUGGACAAAUUCUUCAGCACCUAUGAGAAUAGACCAAGACACCUGAAAACACAAUCUGGUCUAAUACAGAAAGCCAUAGAACUGAAGAAAGCAUUACAAAUCGAUGACAAACCAAAAAGCCUCUCUCCCCCAUGA
This is a messenger RNA of Rodentolepis nana, 504 nucleotides long. The record is from the annotation of a GenBank genome assembly. NCBI's taxonomy places the organism in Eukaryota, Metazoa, Platyhelminthes, Cestoda, Cyclophyllidea, Hymenolepididae.